Stegodyphus dumicola is the source of this 3117-nucleotide messenger RNA. It is a transcript of the gene Ada2a, whose product is annotated as Transcriptional adapter 2A. The record is from RefSeq and is a predicted model, not a curated record. NCBI's taxonomy places the organism in Eukaryota, Metazoa, Arthropoda, Arachnida, Araneae, Eresidae. Gene Ontology annotation, biological process: chromatin remodeling; regulation of transcription by RNA polymerase II. Gene Ontology annotation, cellular component: nucleus; SAGA-type complex. Gene Ontology annotation, molecular function: transcription coactivator activity; protein binding; chromatin binding.
CAUUUUUUAGAGAUUUUCUUAAAUAUUAUAAAUAUAUAUAACUUUAUUAAAUGAAAAUGAAUUUCGCCUUGUAAUUCUUUUUAAAAUGCUCUACCAGAGGUCAAAGGACUAAAGCUACAUAGCAUAGUUACUUUUAAUCAUCAUUAUGGGAGAAGCACUGGCUUGUCCUAUAUGUGGAAUUUUUUUAAUUGAACCAUAUGUGCGAUGUGCAAAAUGCAAGAAUCCAACUCGUUCCUUUUGCCUCCAGUGUUUUGCCAAAGGACGUGAAUAUGAAAGUCAUCGAAAUAAUCAUCCAUAUACUAUAGUGAGAAAUAAUUUUACACUUUUUAAUCCUGAAUGGAUGGCAUCUGAAGAAUUGAAGCUUCUUGAUGCAAUAGCAGAGCGGGGAAUUGGAAACUGGUCUGAUAUUGCUAAAGAUGUUGGUACAAAAGGUAAAACAGAAUGUGAAGAACAUUAUUUUAAAUACUAUGUUUAUAAUCCUGUACCACCAUUGCCAAAAAUUCCUGAACCUGAAAUUGAAAGUAAUAUUCACUCAACUCCAGUAGCAUGUACAACUUUUUCUCAAGAUCCACCUCGUCCAGUCAUUGGUUCAGCUAUGUAUCAAGAAAUGGCUGGUUAUAUGCCUGCUCGGGGUGAUUUUUCAUCAGAAUAUGAUGAUUAUGCUGAAUUAGAUAUCAAGGAUUUGAGUUACGAAAAGGAUGAUCCAUUUUGGAAUGAAAUGCAGAGUGCAGUUUUAAGUAUCUAUCAAUCAAGAUUAAAGGAGCGAGCUCGAAAAAAGUGGAUUAUUAUGACAUAUGGAUUAAUCAGCAUGAAACGCAAUCUAGAAGACUGGAAAAGGUACUCAAUUCUGGGGAAAACAAUACUUGAUAAGAUGAAAACAUUUAUGCGUCUUUUGGCUCCAGAUGACUUUUAUAAAUUUCUGGAAGGUGUCCUAUGGGAACAAAAAACGAAACAGAGAAUUAGAAUGCUUCAGGAUUGUCGUAAUGCUGGAAUAACACAUUUGCACAGUAUUGGAACAUAUAUGAAGUUAAAAAGGCGGAGAGAAGAACGGCGAAGAUACAAGACUGCUCUGGAUGAAGUAUUAGGGCAAAUCAAGGAUGAAGCGUCAUGUCAUCAAUUCAUCCGAAGGCAGUUUUUAAAAGAAAGUAGUCAAGGCGUUUCUGAUGCUAUGGCAGGAGUUGGUCGUCGUUCAGCCCCACCUCUUAAUAUUAUAGGCAUGCCUGGUUAUGAGAAAUUGACUACCAAGGAAAGAGAGCUAUGUGCAAACUUGAGAGUUUUUCCUGAACUAUUUUUAAAUUAUAAAGCAAUACUGAUAAAUGAAUAUAGAAAACUGGGAAGUUUACGUUUAGCAAAUGCUAGGACUGUUAUUAAAAUUGAUGUAAAUAAAACACGUAGAAUUUAUGACCUUCUUUUAGAAGAAGGCCUUGUUAGUAAGAACAGCUGAGAAGAAAAAUUCAUAUACCUAUAGUGUAUUUAUUUCUAUUUAUAUUGCCUGCAUUACUGCACAAAAAUUUUAUGCUGUAUUAUAGAAUUAUUUAUUUAUUAAAUAUAUGAGUCACUGAUUGCACAUAUUUAAUUGUUGAUGAUUUUCAAUACUUUCUUCAGAUGACAUUAAUUUAUUACUUAAUAAUACAAAUAUUGUUAUAUCACAUUCAAAAAAAAUUAUUUUACUGCACUAUUAAAUCAAUAUGUGCUUCUUGUAAUAUAUAAAAAAAAGUUAAUAAACUGGUUGUUCACCAAAGAAUGAUAGUGCUUUCUAUGAAAUAAUAUUGCUGCUUUUGUACAACUGAAAUUGCAUUUUGAACAAGAAUUGAACAGUAUUGUAAAAUCAUUUCAUCAAAAGCCAGCAUGCUUAUCUUUUACUGAGCAAUGUUAAAUAACAUAUUUAUUUUUUACCAUUUUAUAUGUUUUGAAUUGAAUGUGUCAUAAAUGUUGAAACCAUUAUUACUGAUUAAAGACCAUGAUCCUGUUCUCUCCCCCCCCAAAAGGCAUAAGACCUUUAAAUUAUAGGUGAAUCAAGAGAAGCUUUGUCAAGAUAUUGCUAAAUCAGUAGUAAAAGCAGUAAAAUUCUAGUAGCAGUAAAAUUGUUUGUUUGAUGAUGAUUUUAAAGCUUAAGCUUUUUAAGAUUGCUUUUUUUUUAUUACAUUUUAAACUGCAUUAUUUUCUAACCUUAUAAUUUGUUAGUUCAGUGCAGUUACUACUUGUUAACAAAUCUAUUUUUGCAAUAUUCUUAUGAACUAUUUAAGCUGUUAAAUGACAUCAGUAUAAUGAAUAAUUGUUAUGGGUAAUUAAUUAUUACUUUUUUUAAAUAAUAAUGUGAUUUAAAAUGCAAAUUGGUCAUGCAUAAAAUGCAAUCAAAUUGAUGUUAACUGAUGGAUUUUUUUUUUUUUUUAAUUCUAGAAAUUUAAUUUUAAGAUAUUUCCAAUGUUGUUAUUGCUUGUUUCUCAUCCAUUUAAUAAAUUUUCCCUAUGUAUGAGAAAAAUAUUGCCUCUCAAAGAUCUUAUCUGUCUUAUGUGUUAAAUGUGCUCUGUUUUAAAGGAUGCUUUAAACCUUAAAAACUUCCUUACAAAUGGAUGUUUUUAAGGUGCUCUGUUUUUAAGGAUGCUUUGUAUUUCUCAUUCAGCAAAAUAUGUAAGCAAAAUAUAAAGUACAGAUUAAUGAUAUUUUAAGAGUCUGUAUCAUGUAAUGGUAAGAAACUUUCAAAAAUUUUUUAGGCUUGUGAACUUUGACAAUUCAAAAUUAUUUAAAACAAAUUAAUUAAAACUCCUUUAUAAAUAAAAAAAUUGAGUAUUUUAAUGGGAAUAUUUUCAGUAUCUUAUCUUUUUAUCCUGAUGAAUCAUGUUACAGCUGGUGUUAAGUGUGUUUAAGUAUGAGUAUGCUUCGGUACACAACAUAAACUAACUUUUUUAUAGAAUUUAAUUAAAAUGCUGAUAAUAUCCAAGGUUUACAUCAUCCAAAAAUUGUUAACUUAUUUGCAUCUUGAGUUUCACAUUAGAUUGUGAAAAUUUGUAAUUGGUCUUGUAUUUUAUAGAUAUUAUAUUUUUUUAGACUUUCAGUUUUUAAACAUGAAAUUUAAUAAUCAUUUUAUUUUGUAUUUCUUUUAAUCUUUCAGUUUUU